Messenger RNA from Sorghum bicolor (sorghum), 1582 nucleotides. RefSeq lists its product as uncharacterized. NCBI's taxonomy places the organism in Eukaryota, Viridiplantae, Streptophyta, Magnoliopsida, Poales, Poaceae. The transcript has 9 exons. Gene Ontology annotation, biological process: membrane organization; endoplasmic reticulum tubular network organization. Gene Ontology annotation, cellular component: membrane; endoplasmic reticulum. The coding region runs from base 157 to 1221 and encodes 354 amino acids. The record is from RefSeq and is a predicted model, not a curated record.
GGAAACAAAAAUCUCCCCACCUGCUGAAAAUUCUUCAGUCGUCCCUCUGUCUCGGUCUCUCCGGUUCUCCCCUCGAAAUCGAAAGGGAAGGCGAACCGCGACGCGAACCCAGGAUCCCGUCGAGGGCAGGCGGGAGGAUCCCGGCGUGCGGCGGCGAUGGGCGAGGCGGACGCGAGCGCCGGCGGGAGCGGGGCCGGCGGAGAUCCGCAGCGGCUGAAGCGGAUCGCCGCUGCGGCGUACGACUACGAGAACGAUGCGCGGUGGGCCGGGUACUGGUCCAACGUCCUCGUGCCGCCCCACCUCGCCUCCCGCCCCGACGUCGUCGACCACUUCAAGCGCAAGUUCUACCAGCGAUACAUCGAUCCUGGUUUGGUUGUUGAGCCAAUGUCCUCCAUGACUUCAACUCAGUCUAGCAGACCAGCAGCAAGGUCUUCAGCUACACCGUCUGGCGAGAAUGUCAGAUCUCGUGACUCAGCCUCUAGCACGAGAUCAACUGGGGCUUCCCAACAGCCAUCAGCAGAGAGGACUGCAAAUUCUUUACGGCUAGACGGACGGACAAUACAUUUUUCUAUCAAUGCCUGGGUACUGGUUGUAGCUAGUGUUGGAAUACUCCCAGUUCUGCCCAACCAUAUCUCAAGUAAAGCAUACAGACUUUCAUUGCUAGGAACAAUAUGCUCGUCUGCAUAUUCUUUAUAUAGCACUUAUGGGAAACCAAGAGCAUGGAAUAUGCCUGCAAUUCAGUCCUGGCUGCAAUCUAUUAUUGUAGCCAAGGACUUUGUUCACUUGAUGUUCUCUCUUAUGAUGUUCACAUCUAACGUGCACUUUAAGAUUGCUCUACUUCCUGUUCUUUGCUGGGCACUUGAUCAUGUUGCUCGAUUCCUAAGGCGUAAUUUUACGCAUUCUUCUUUAUACAGGAAGUACUUAGAGGACCCUUGCCUAUGGGUAGAGACAAACAACACUACACUCAGCCUACUUUGUUCGAAUGCUGAAAUCACCCUGGGGUUUCUCAUGAUCAUCUCACUUUUCUCGUCAAGACGCAAUAUAAUUCAGACAUUUAUGUACUUUCAUCUGUUGAAGUUGAUGUACCAUUCUCCUGUGACAUCUGGUUACCACCAGAGCGUGUGGGCAAGAAUAGGCCGGGCUGUAAACCCGUACAUUUACCGCUACGCGCCAUUCCUCAACACACCUAUUUUGGCAGUUCAGAGAUGGUGGCUGAGGUAGGAAAGCAUGGAUCCCAGGUAUCAUCAUCACUACAGUGAGAAUUUGCCUACACAGCUACAGUGAGCUCCGCCCCUCAAUUUUUUUUAGAAGACGUGCUUCCAUAGUGUUCUGUUCUUGUACACGGUUGUAUUUUUAGUUCAUGUCUGACCGAGCUACUGAAGGCAUAACACCGAAUCUUUUCUUACGAUAAGCAGUAGCUCUUGAGCGAAUUGUCUGACGAUUUGAUGGGAUACAGUUUCAGACAUUCAGUGGUAGCACAUAUAAUUCAUAAGGAUGCUUGCUGCAGUCAAUAGGAUGGUGAACAAUGAAAUGCAGAGUGGAACCAUUGAUUCUUGAAGUAAUAAAUUGUUGCCCUUGUCUC